Messenger RNA from Sphenostylis stenocarpa, 396 nucleotides. The record is from the annotation of a GenBank genome assembly. Lineage: Eukaryota; Viridiplantae; Streptophyta; Magnoliopsida; Fabales; Fabaceae.
AUGUCUUGGCAAACCUACGUGGAUGACCACCUCAUGUGCAGUUUCGACGACCAUACCCUGGCGGCCGCCGCCAUCAUCGGCCACGAUGGCACUGUGUGGGCGCAGAGCUCCAAAUUUCCUGAGUUUAAAGGUGAAGAAAUUGAAGCCAUUAUGAAAGAUUUUGAUGAACCUGGAAGCCUUGCCCCAACGGGCCUGCUCCUGGGUGAUACCAAGUACAUGGUCAUCCAAGGUGAACCUGGAGCUGUUAUUCGCGGCAAAAAGGGUGGUGGUGGGAUCACUGUUAAGAAAAGUAAUCAAGCUUUGGUGAUUGGCAUCUACAAGGAACCUCUGGCUCCAGGACAGUGUAACAUGAUUGUUGAGAGGUUGGGAGAUUAUUUGAUUGAGCAAGGCCUCUAG